CGGUUUUCUUCAAACACGUGUUACAGUUUUGUAAACAAACUGUCAAGCACUUGAAGCAGCAACAAAUUAAAAAUAGAAAUAAAUCAGAAAUGAAGGUGGUAGCCCUUGUAAGUGGCGGCAAGGACAGCUGCUACAAUAUGAUGCAGUGUGUAAGCGAGGGACAUCAAAUUAUAGCCCUGGCCAAUCUAAAACCAGACAAAAAAGAUGAAUUGGACAGCUAUAUGUUCCAGACGGUGGGACACCACGGCAUUGACUUGUAUGCAGAAGCAGUUGGACUUCCCCUGUAUAGACAUACUAUUCAAGGUUCCUCAAAGGCUAUUGGCAAGGAUUACAUGGUCACAGAAAAUGAUGAAGUAGAAGAUUUAUUUCAACUACUUAGAUUAAUUAAGGAGGAGUGUGAAAUUGAAGCAGUAUCAGUUGGAGCCAUUUUGUCAGAUUACCAGAGAGUCAGAGUAGAAAAUGUAUGCCAGAGACUUGGAUUAACCCCCCUUGCCUAUUUAUGGAGGAGAGAUCAAGAGGAAUUACUGAAGGAAAUGAUUGAUUCUCAACUGAAAGCAGUUCUAAUAAAAGUAGCUUCCCUUGGUUUAGAACCCAAGCAUUUAGGUCAAACCUUAGCAGAGAUGCACCCUCAUUUGAUGAAAAUGAAAGACAAGUAUCAGUUGAAUGUGUGUGGAGAAGGUGGGGAGUAUGAGACCUUCACAUUGGACUGUCCACUCUUCAGGAAAAGCAUUGUGUUAGAUGAAAUGGAGACGAUCAUCCAUUCAGAUGAUGCCUUUGCUCCUGUAGCUUACUUGAACAUCAAAAGGGCACAUUUGGAGGAUAAACUAUUGUUGCAUGAAGAUAUGGCAGACAGAAUUAAGGAUCUCCCUAUGUUGAGAAGCACUCAACUACACUCUUCCCUUCAUCUUGAGAGUAUGCCUGAAGAUGAACUCCUAACAUCUGUCAGUGAACAAUCUCGCUGUACAAUCUCACUAGCAGUGAAUGAAGAUAUCAUGUUGUCAGUGGUGAAGGGACGUGACCAUAUAUGGAUAACUGGAUUGUGUGGUCUGUACACAGAUGAAGACAGUCUGACAGAAAUUACCACUCGAACAAUGAACAAACUCAAAGAAACUUUGGAGUGCUCUCCAACAGGCUGGAAUAUGAGCUGUGUGUCCAUGGUUCAUCUUUAUGUACAAGAUAUGUCGAUGUUUGCAGAAGUUAAUUCUGUGUACAAAAAUUACUUUGGAAUCAACCCUCCUGCCCGGAUUUGUGUUGAAGCUGCCUUGCCACCUAAUGUUGCUAUUCAGAUAGACUGUUACUGUAACCAAGCAUUGGAUCAUAGACAAACAAUGCAUGUUCAGGGCCUUUCUCAUUGGGCACCAGCAAACAUUGGCCCAUACAGCCAAUGCGUACAGGUUCAAAACAAACUUUACGUGGCAGGCCAGAUAGCUAUGUGUCCUGCUAAUUUGGCCAUUAUUGGUAGAGGAAUAGUGUCACAGGCUAGGCUAUCUCUACAUCAUGUGCAGAGAAUAUUAGAAGCAAUGCAUUGUGGGAUGGACAAGCUAACUAUGGUUGUUUGCUAUGUCACAAAUAUUGGUUAUGUACAGUCAGCCCAAAAGGAAUUAGAAAGAUCAAGAAACAUGUAUGAGACAGAAGAGAAGUUUGGAGUAGAGAAGCAGACAAGACACCCCCCAAUGCCAGUGUAUGUAGUGGUGCCAAGGUUACCUAAAGAUGCUCUUAUUGAAUGGCAGGUCACAGCAAGAAAUGACCUUCAUAACGUAACUGAAUUCAAAAAGGAUAUUCAUUUGAACAACUUUAGUUGCACUGUGAGAUUUCUCCAUACAGAGGACGAAAUCAUUUCAUGUUUUGUAUCUAUAAAACGUGUCGGAUCAUCUAGAGAUUCAUUAACAAAGGAAGUGUCUGACUGCUUCUGCCAUAUCCUGUAUCAGACCAGUGAAUUACUGACAAAAGCCACUGCAUCAAUAUUCCCACUACAGAUUUUCUUCUUGUCUAGUCAACUGAGUAUAAAUGAACUGUAUCAAAAUCUUCACCAUCAUCGUUCAAGGUUAGACAAUCCAUUUUCCCUGGUUCCUGUGUUACAACUGCUUACAUCUGAUAUGCUGCUGGUAGCAUGUUCAUGACUGAUGUUAAUAAAAUAUACUUUUAAAUGAA
Molecule: messenger RNA, 2151 nt
Organism: Ostrea edulis (European flat oyster)
Lineage: Eukaryota; Metazoa; Mollusca; Bivalvia; Ostreida; Ostreidae
Exons: 17
Coding region: 90-2120 (676 amino acids)
Biological process (GO): protein histidyl modification to diphthamide
Molecular function (GO): diphthine-ammonia ligase activity
Source: RefSeq, a predicted model, not a curated record